AAUAGCUCCCUCCCUAUACAUCCCUCCCCCCCGCCUAUACUCCCCCUACCACUCCCUAUACCACCUUCCUACCCACCCCCCAACCCCUCCCCAUACAUCCCGCCCCCCAUACAUCCCGCCCCCCCAAUACCCUUUCAUACCCCCAAUGCCCCCCGGCCCCUCCCUCUCUCUGGCCCCGCCCCCCGCGCGCUCCCGCCGCCCCCGCGCCCCGCCCGGCCGCGCUCCCGCCGCUCCCCCCGCGCUCGCCCCGCGCCCCCCCCCGCGCUCCUCCGCAGUCCGGCGCAGCCCCGGCCGGGAGAAGAUGGCGGAUCGCGCCGAGAUGUUCUCGCUCUCCACCUUCCACUCGCUCUCCCCGCCUGGCUGCAGGCCCCCCCAGGACAUCAGUUUGGAGGAGUUUGAUGACGAGGACCUAUCGGAGAUCACAGAUGACUGCGGCAUUGGGCUGAACUACGACUCGGACCACUAUGAGAAGGACUGCCUGGUGCUGGAGCGCGGCGAGCAGCCGCAUCCGGUCUGCACCUUCCAGGAUGACUUCCAGGAGUUUGAGAUGAUUGACGACAACGAGGAGGAGGAAGAGGAGGAAGAGGAGGAGGAGGGCAAUGAGCUGGAAGCUCCACCGUCCCCUUUGGCCUCACCUAUCCCCUCACCCAGCCUGGAGGAGACACAGAAGCACCGACCCACCACCCUCAACCUGAUGGCCCCAGGCACACAGGACUCCCUAAACAACAACGGCAGCUUCCCGCCGCCCGCUCACCGCACCAGCUGGCAGGAUGCCCUUCUCCACUCCUCCUCCUCCUCCUCUUCCUCACACACUGGACACUCGUCCCCCCACGCCUGCAUCCAAGAGGGACCCUGCCCGGAAAGCCCGAAGGGGCCGAGCGCAGGGGCUGGGCAGGCCCCCGCCCCACUGCAGCCCAACCCCUUGGACUCGCAAGGCAACAGCCACGAGUCCCUGGCACAUGGUAACCCAUCGCCCCCAAGAGCUGGGGCAGAUCAUAACAUGAAUCUCAUCUCUGCUGCGCUCCGAGCUCCGCACUCCCCGUCGCGCCUCCACCAGCUGCCCCCUUAUCAGUGUCUCUCUCCAACAGGGCCUGCGGCUCCUCCCAGCCCCGCCGCAGUCUCGCCAUUGCUCGCCGAUGGCCACCGCGUCCCGCCAAGGCACCAAGCGUCCGGUGCCUGGGAGAGGCCGGUGCCUGGCGAAGGGGGGAGCCCGGGGUUCCCCACAGCCCCCCACCAGCAGCCCAGCUCCCCACAGCUGCAGGAGGAGCCAGUGGCUGUGGCCGAGCGACACGACGGGUGCUCCAGUGCCUACGUGUGCACUGUGGGGCCGGCGGAGGCGCUCAGCUCCGAUGGGGAGGGCGCCCAAUCUGGCCGGGCCGCCAGUGUGCGCGGGCACCCCUCAGGCUCCUCAGAGACCACGUCACCCUCCUCGGACCCCGGCAUCGAGGCUGACCUCACCAGCAGGACCACCAAACCCUUCCUGCCCGGCGGCCGGCACGGAGAAGACCUGAGCUCACCUGGCUCCGACUCAGACGUGGAGGGGGAGAUCGAGGCGGCCUUCGCCGGUGGGCGCCUGGUCAGCAACAUGAUCUCCUCCAUCUCAGAGACGGAGCUGGACCUGAGCAGUGACAGCAGCAGUGGCAGGUCCUCCCACCUCACCAACUCCAUUGAGGAGGCCAGUUCGCCCACCUCGGAGGCUGAGCUGGAGACAGAGCUGGAGGCCCCUGGCUUGAUGGGCAUUAAGGACUCCCUGCUGCUGGACAAGGGCAAGGAGGAGGAGGAGACCCUGGAGAGGGAGAUCCCAGAGCACGGCGUGGUGCGGCGGGAGAGCCUGGCUGAGCUGAAAAUGGAGGGCUACUAUGACAGCCUGAACCCAGAGGACUCCUCCGUGCCUGCCGGCCAGACUGAUGUCUCCACCUCCAGCCCCCUGGACCUGAAGAUUGACCCAGACCACAGCUUGGAGAGCAUCCGACGCUCCUUCUACCUGCCUGUGGGGCCUAAGCUGAUGCCCGAGGCAGAUGAGGAUGACAACAGUGAGUACGACUCCGACUCAGAGUCGGAGCCCGACCUGAGUGAGGACUCAGACUCGCCGUGGCUGCUCAGCAACCUCGUCAACAAGAUGAUCUCGGAGGGCUCUUACCCCAUCAAGUGCCCCGACGAGUGCUUCCAGCAGGCCCACUCACUCUGCGACACCAUCUCCCCAGCCUCCGACCUGGAGCCUGAGAUCCUGAGCGAGGCACUGGACGGGGACCCCAGCUCACAGGCCUCCCCGGGGGACACAGCCGCGCUGCCCCACUGCCAGCGCGCCAUUGAGCUGGUGGACAUGGAGACGCUGCGCAGCUCCCUGCAGCGUGCUGAGGAUGACGAGCGGGCUCUGGCUGCCACCACGACAGAGCCGGUGCCAGAGCUGCCUGCCGAUGACACAGGGCCCUUCCUCUUCCUGAGCAACCCCACCAACGACACCAUUGCACCUGUCUUCCCGGGGCGCCCUGUCACCCUUGACAGGUUGGGCUCCUCUGAGGUCCUGGCCACCUUUGGCUGCCACAGCCCUCGAUGCACCUCGCCUGGCACCAGGGAGCAGCACCCUGCUACGACAUCGCUGGCCGCCAGCCCAGGGGACUGGGCCAUCGAGAGGGACCUGGACUCGGGUGUGCUGGAGGCCGAUGACAUGAUUGAUGACAUCCGGUUAGUAACCCGGGGGCAGAGCCCCAGUGCCGGCCCACCCGACCUGGAUGUCUCCACUGCCAAGACCAACCGCGGCUUCACCAUGGCCUACUCUACGGACGAGGACGAGGGACCCUACCUGAAGGGCUCGCCCUUUGCCGAGGACCCACUGCCACUGGACCCCGGGGCGCUGGAGCCGCGGGCACUGGACGAGUCCCUGGCCUAUGACUCUGUGAAGUACACGCUGGUGGUGGAUGAGCACACGCAGCUGGAGCUGGUGAGCCUGAGGCGCUGCACCUCGGUACUGAGUGACGACAGCGACCUGCUCCGUGCCUGCGACCGCUGCGACCUGGAGGACGAGGCGGCCUUCAGGGACGGGCUGGUGGCCCCCGAUGGCCACAGCUCGUCCGAGGACUCGUCCCCCGAGGCUGACCUGCAGUUCUCCAAGAAGUUCCUCAACGUCUUUGUCAACAGCACCUCCCGCUCCUCCAGCACAGAGUCCUUCGGGCUGUUCUCCUGCAUGGUGAAUGGGGAGGAGCGGGAGCAAACCCACCGGGCUGUCUUCAGGUUUAUCCCACGCCACGAGGAUGAGCUGGAGCUGGAUGUGGACGACCCCAUCCUGGUGGAGUUGGAGGAGGAUGACUACUGGUACCGGGGCUACAACAUGCGGACAGGGGAGAGGGGCAUCUUCCCAGCCUUCUACGCCCACGAGGUCAUUGGCCAAGCCAGGGAUGCCAUUGGCCUCAAGAGGAACCCGUGUUGGGUGGAGCGGUUUAACGUGCAGUUCCUGGGCUCAGUGGAGGUGCCGUACCACCAGGGCAAUGGCAUCCUCUGUGCCGCCAUGCAGAAGAUUGCCACCACUAGGAAGCUGACGGUGCAUCUGCGCCCGCCGGCCAGCUGUGACCUGGAGAUCACGCUGCAGGGCAUCAAGCUCAUUCUGACCGUCACUGAGUACAGCCGGGACGAGGAGUUUGAGCGCUGCAGCCACUUCUUUCAGAUGAAGAACAUCUCCUUCUGUGGGUGCCACCCCCGGAACAGCUGUUACUUCGGGUUCAUCACCAAGCACCCGGUGCUGAGCCGCUUUGCCUGCCACGUAUUCGUCUCCCAGGAAUCCAUGCGGCACGUGGCCGAGUGCGUCGGCCGAGCGUUUCAGGAAUAUUACCAGGAGCACCUGGAGUACGCCUGCCCCACAGAAGACAUCUACCUGGAGUAAGGGGGCAGCUGCUGCCUUUCCUGCUUCCGCCCCCCCCUCAGCCCCACAGACGGCCAGAGACUCUGUCUGACCCCCAACCAGUUGCCUUGGCCCCCCCCGCACAUGCUCCAGCCCCAUGGGCUCCCCCCACAUCCUCACUGCUUCUCGGGGGGCUGGGGGCCCAGCUGUCCACCACGGCUGGGUGUCGGGGGUGCCUCCAGCACCACCCCAGCCACGGGGGUGCUGCAGCCAAGCUGCGGCGCUGGGGGAGAAGCUGGCCCCCCUGCAUGAGUGAAGCCAGCCCGGGGGGGGCCACAAGAGCAGGGACGAGCUGUGCCCCCGCCGCAGGGAUGGAGACACUGGGGGUGAAUGGGGUUGGGGGGAUUCAAGGGGGUGAAUGGGGCUUGGAGGGGAUUAUGGGGGGGGCUGGGGUGAGCAUCUCCAGCCAUGAACCCCCCCUGUCCAUGCUGUCCCCCUGCAUAGCAGCAGCGGCACCUCCCACCCCUGGAACAGCCCCCCAAGAACAGCCCCAGCCCCUCCAUGACCUGUGGGGGGACCCUGGUAUAGCCCCUCCUGCCCCAGUCCCUCCACCAGUGCCCCCAGCCCCUGCCCACCACUAUCCCACCGCCCAUGGGGCACAGGACCCCCUGCUUGGGCUGUACUCACCCAGCGAGAGGCAGGCUCAGGGCGGUGCUGGAGCCUGGCCAGUGUGGCAGAGGGCCGGUGGCCACCCUCGCCCCUUGCUGCUGUGCCUGGUGGUGGUUUCCUUUGCUUGCUGGCCCCAUGUGUCCAUCCGCCCAGCGCUCAAUGUGACGGUGACUCCACGCGCUCGAUGUCCCGGUAUUUAUCUCCUAACUCCAAGACCAGGAGGAGCCCUGAGCAGCUGCCACUUGCCCAAACCCUGGUUCCAGGUUCUCUCCCCUCACCGCCUUGUCAUCACCCACUUGGUCUUUCAAUAAAGUAUAUGCUUGGUGUGA
Molecule: messenger RNA, 4833 nt
Organism: Strigops habroptila (Kakapo)
Lineage: Eukaryota; Metazoa; Chordata; Aves; Psittaciformes; Psittacidae
Gene: MAPK8IP2
Product: mitogen-activated protein kinase 8 interacting protein 2
Exons: 12
Coding region: 146-3877 (1243 amino acids)
Biological process (GO): regulation of JNK cascade
Cellular component (GO): cytoplasm
Molecular function (GO): protein binding
Source: RefSeq, a predicted model, not a curated record